Messenger RNA from Salvia splendens (bonfire salvia), 459 nucleotides. RefSeq lists its product as uncharacterized. Lineage: Eukaryota; Viridiplantae; Streptophyta; Magnoliopsida; Lamiales; Lamiaceae. The coding region runs from base 11 to 439 and encodes 142 amino acids. The record is from RefSeq and is a predicted model, not a curated record. The transcript is spliced from 2 exons.
UACAGAUUUGAUGGCUGGUGUCCAAAUGUCUCCAAAGAAGGCUUUGCGGGUUGCAAUGCUCAAAAGUUGUUUCGCAGAUACUAUCUUCAAAGAUACACAUCCGACACUUUCUAGUAUUGUAGAACAACUCAAUGCUGCUGAAAUGGCUUCUCGUGAGAGAGAAAGAAAUGAUGCAAGGAUAGUACAUAGUUCUAACAUUUGGCCAAGCAAAUUCAUUUUUUUCUUUGUUAGCUUUGUGUUCAUGCUAACCGUCGAAAACUGUUGCUUGUAUUUCGGGUGGAAAAAAACUGUUAAGAUCGAUAGGCCUCCAAACAUGUUGAAAGAUAUGGAUAAUCUCUUUGGUCUCUAUCCAAAUUCGAAGUCCUUGGAGCAAAUUCGCUUGUUCGUGAAAGAAAACUAUGUGGAAGAUGAUGAUCCAGAAAGCGAAGAAAUUUUUUAGUAGAAAUGUGAUUGUAUAUU